UGACAUCGUUUGAACUUUGACCUCUUACAAGCGCUGCAAAUGAAGCUUCUCGCAGUCUGCAAGUCGACACUGUGUUUCCGUGCUUUCAUUGCGACGAGGACAGCACGAAACGUAGCCACCAUGCCGCUGAAGUUCGCAGCCAACCUUUCGAUGAUGUUUCAAGAAAUCCCGACGCUUGCUGAGAGGUUCAAAGCGGCGAAGGAUGCGGGCUUUCGAUAUGUCGAAUGCACUUUCCCUUACGGCGAGAGUGUGGAAAGCCUGAGUGCGGCACUCAAAGCAGCCGACCUCGAGCAGGUUCUUAUCAACGGGUACGCAGGGGACCUCACCAAAGGUGACUUGGGUAUUGCAGCACUACCAGACCGUGUUAGCGAAUUCAGAGAAAAGCUGGAGUUAUCUAUCAAGUAUGCCAAAGCCCUUAACUGCCAGAGAAUGCAUAUCAUGGCUGGGAAAAAGCCAGAAGGUGCAGACACAGCUAUAGUGAAGAAAAUGGAGGAGACUUUCUUUUCAAAUCUGAAGUAUGCUGCAGACAGGCUUCAAAAGGAAGGGAUUUUAGCAGUGGUAGAGGCUGUCAACAGUCGCCUGUCUGUGCCUCAGUACUUUCUCUUCCAUCCACACCAAGCUUUGGAGUAUGUAAAGAGAAUCAAUCACCCAAAUUUAAAGGUUCAGUUUGAUUUCUUUCAUGUCCAAAUCAUGGAUGGGAACCUUACUCAAAACUUAAAGGAACAGUUUCCAUAUAUAGGUCACAUCCAGGUGUCUCAGGUGCCAGACAGAGGUGAGCCAGACACAAAUGGUGAGAUUUCAUAUCCAUAUGUCUUCAGCAUUCUAGAAAAAAUGGGAUACGAUGGAUACAUUGGACUGGAGUACAAACCAAGAGGAAACACAGUUGAAGGGCUGAAAUGGUUAAAAGAACUUGGCUGUUGAAGGAAAGAGAUAUAUAAAUAAUAUACUUAUAGUGGACAAGCUUGCAAGUGCAAGUGUAUCAAAUGUAAUAACAGUAUAGCAUGCACCAUUGUUAUUUUACUUUUGAAUAUAAUUUUCUCCUCAUGUAUACCAGCUAUUUCUCUUCUGAUCUUUCUUGCUACACCAUCAGAAUAUCUAUUUCAACCUAUGAAGGCCUCUCAGGCAUGUUAAUGAAUUGAUUUUGUGUGUGUGUGUGUGUGUGAGCUGAAAUUUUAAACCAAUUUUUCUUGCUCUGGAAUGAAGUUGGAAGACUGUUCUAAAUAAGGCACUUUGGGAAUUCUGUUUGUGGGAUUUUUUGGGGGGCUGCUUGUAAACAUUUAAUGCAAUGUCUUGAGGAAAAAAAUUACAGUUAUAGGUUCAGCAAGACCAACAGCAAUUAAUGGCUCUAUGAUAUGCGAAAAUUUGAAAGGGCUUGAUAAUUCGGUGUCUCAUGCAUGUGUAAAUAACAUCAGAUGGCUUCUGACAUCCAUUUUUUUUAAUUACAUAGACAAUAAAAUGGAUUGAAAGUACUUUUAAUUGAUGUUGUUUGCUAUUCAUAAAAUUGUUUUUGUAUGUAUAUACAGUGUGCAUGUUUGUAUAUUCGUGCAUCUGUGUAUUGAAAUGCUUCCAAGUCCAGAAAUUACUAGUCAAUUUUAAUUUGUUUUACUUUAGAAAUGGAAUAAUUGAUGAUAAGAAAAGCUUUUUGAGUGCAAUGUGAAACUCUUAUCCGGUGUGCACUCACCACACUUUAAUUAGAUGCCAGAAUUACGUCUUAAUUGUAUAAUGAACGUCAUGUGAUGUAGUUUGUGUGAUAAUAACAAUUUGCAUUAACCAGACCUCAAUAAACAGACAUAUCAAGUUUU
Molecule: messenger RNA, 1802 nt
Organism: Pomacea canaliculata
Lineage: Eukaryota; Metazoa; Mollusca; Gastropoda; Architaenioglossa; Ampullariidae
Product: putative hydroxypyruvate isomerase
Exons: 8
Coding region: 40-921 (293 amino acids)
Biological process (GO): glyoxylate metabolic process
Molecular function (GO): hydroxypyruvate isomerase activity
Source: RefSeq, a predicted model, not a curated record